AUGAUCCGUCGCAACUCCGACAUCGACGUCCAACUCUCCGAUGCGGCCCCCCCUCCCUCCGUCGAAUCCGAACCUCCGACAGAAGCAGAUGUGGAGAUGAUGGCUGAUGAGCCAACACUACCCUUGAACCUGCCCACCCACCUCGCCGCUCGCUUUGCUCGCAAGCCGAGUGUCGUUCGCCGCUCCUCCGCUGCCUCCUCCCGCCGCAGCUCGAUCUCCUCCCUGAACGGGCCCGCCCAUGGCGCGUCCUCGACCGAACACGUAGCGCAUCACCUCCGACGGACCUCUAUUCUCGAGAGUCGCAAGGCUCGACUCGCGGACCGCGCCUUGCACGCGGAGAAAGUCAGGCUCCGGGCUGCCUUGGCGAAAGCGGCGACCCGGAACCUGCAGCGGGAGGAGCGAGCCCUGGCUGCCCAGCAGGCCCGGGAGCGGCUCUUGGCGGAGAUCACAGCCAAGUGCGAGGAGGAAGUCCGGCGGGCGAAGAAGAAGGCCGAAGACAACCGGGAGCGCAAGGCCGCCGAACACGCUCGACUCCGCUUGGAGAUCGCGGAGAAGUUCGCCGAGGCGGAGAAGCGCCGGGCGCUCUACCAGCAGACCCAGCGGCGCCACCGCACGAGCAGUCUGCCCUCGACUGGCGACGAGAAGAAGAUGCCCAAGCUCAACGCUCAGGCAGUCACGCGGGAUGCCGCCGCUCGGAUCAUCCAGCGGGUCUGGAGGACCUAUCACGCGAAGAUGGUCAUGCGUGGUUUCCUGGCUCUCGACCUGACUACCGAUCGUAUUCAAGAGAAGGAUUUCGAGGAGGUCGGUGUCCUAUUGUCGAGUGAGCGGGUGUUGGAGGCGACGGCCCGGGUCCUUCGGCUGUGUGGCCUGCAGGAUAUGGAAAGCGGCACAAUGGGUGGACGGGGUGCGGUGCGCACGUUUCUCAGCAGUUACUUGAUUGUUACCCAUCCUACUGAGGUGUUGAGCAGCAACGGGGAGCAGGAGCAAGACCUUAUGGCGAAAGCGCGGGAGCUCCUCGUUGCGUUCGAGCUGGUGACCCCUCUGCUCUCCUCGGGGUGCUGUUCUCCCGCGGCCAUCUCCACCGAGCUGCAGGCUCUAUGGGAGGCCUAUAAUGUCUUCUUCUCCGCGUUUCACGCAUGGAAGUCUCACGAUUCCAGUGUCCUCAUUGAGAUCAUGUUGGCCCAGUUUAUCGAACUGGAGUUGAUCUGGCAGACAGUCAAGAAUGAUCGUGCCGGCGGCGUCGCAGAGGACUAUCGCCAAGGAAUUCGGCAGAACCAGAUCUUGCUCCUUGCUAGACUGAAGCGAUUGGCAGGCGCUGAUAAGGCCAUGGAAAUGGUGCGGAAUGCCCUGAAGAAGGCAAAGCGCGAGAAGAAGCGGACCGCGUCCAAGCAAGCCAUCCCUCGGUCGGCGGAGGUCGCAACCUCUUCAACGGAAGCCCUCACAGAGAGCGUUGCUUCCCCUAUCAGUGAGACUUUCAACACCGUGGACAGUGGGGUGCUGCAUGAGCUAGACCGGCAGCGUGUUUCUCCCCACGAGCGAUUCACUCGGAUGCUGACGGCACUGCCGGAGAAUCGAGCUCUCGUGCACGAGCUCUUGAUCAACAAGGAGUUCCGGAUUGACGAGAAACAAUACACCGAGCCACGCAAGCGAAUCAUGAAACACAUGUGUGACAUGAUGCGUAAAGACGUUGAAGCUGGCCUGGAGACAAACUGGACCGUGGCCAUGGCUACGGUGAUCCAAGACCGUUUGCUUCGCUCACUGCGGCCAGGGAAUUCGCUGCAUGUGCUGAUCAGCGAGGUGCUUGACCCCAAAUUGGUGGAGAACCAGUGCAGGGCCGGCGCCUUCUCCUACGACAGCUUCUUCAAUUUCAUGAAUACCAUUUUACCCAAGCUUUGCGCUCCGUACCGUGAUCCGGUUGUCAAGGCAUUUGCCGAGGACACGUCGGGAGACGCCAUUGACCGACUUGCCCGACUAAUGGGCAUCAUCGACCUCCUCUCCCUUGACCACACCAACUUCAUGAUCCAGGUUGCAGCGCCACAACUGAUCCAGGAGGCUCCCGGGUAUGAGCAGAGGACCUUCGAGAAGGGUCUUCAAGAUGGCACUCAGAGCUUGGGUAAGACGCGGCGCUUUUGGCGAACGCACCGCAAGAUCAUUGCAGAAGAGAUGCGCAAGCGUGACCCGGAGAACGUGCACGGGGAGCCACGACCGCCAAGCGCCAAGGUCUAUGCGCAGGGGAUUGUGGAUCUGGUGAUGAGCAACGCGCCUGUCUCCGAAGAGCUCAUCCCGGAGACCCUGGAGCUGGAUCGUCAGCGACUUGCGCGAUUACAUGCCCGGGCGUUCCGGAUCGUUGCCACCGCUUCGAUUCUCCUGACGGCCAAGAACCUGUUGAAGCGCGACGUGCGAUCUCAAUGGAAAGCGGAAGCGGACCGGAUCUUGUCCUUGGACUUCAAUGAGAUCCAGCCGGACCGGGUUCAAUCCAUCCUGGAAUCCACUCAUCCGAUGCCACCCAAUGCCAGUGCGCAGCUGGCCGCAACCAUCCGCCGCGUUCUGGUGCCCGUUGCUACCGCCUGCGCCGCCGCCCACACCGAGGGAGAAGGCACCCAACCAGCCGUGGAGAUCCAGGUCGAAUCGACCGUCUCGUCCGCGGCCUCGUACACGUCGGAUGGCGCCAGCUCCGCGACGGCGGCGACGAGCGGCAGCGGCAACGGCACCUCCGGCUUCGCCGAUCCGGUGGCCCGACUGAUCCUCUCGCGCCUGCGCGCCCACAUCCUGUCGCGGCUCAGCGCAUCCAGCGCCAGCGAACGCGUGCGGGCCACGACGACGGCCAGCCAGAGUCUGGCCGGAGCGGGCAUGCCCGAGUUCGUCACGGAGGUGGGGCAGCUGACGGACGAGAUGGAGAAGAUGCGCGAGGUGGAUUGGCUGUGUCAUGGGAUGGUAAUCCUCUUUUACGAUCUCCAAUCAAAAUCCAAGAGACUACUGGUUGGUCAACCACAACAACCAAAGAAGCGGGUUGCCGGCGUUAGUUGCAAGGGUGCGAUAACCCGGAGUCGCCCCAUGAGACAAACAGAAGAUAGGUUACUGACCACUGCAUGUUCAGAACCACCACCGCUUUUCUUUGUUACUUCCAUGAAAGAUCCGCCCGGUUCUUCAGGCCCUGCGAGCCGACGACCUGCACUGGUGACUGAGCCGCUUGGUGAGUUUUUGGUUACUUCUCUGGAUUGUGAGGUCGAGGUCGAAGGCGAGGAGGUCAGAGGAACAUGGAUAACCAAAGCUUUGCACAGGCAUCGAGUCCCCAUUAUCAUGCGACCCCAGUUCAUCGACGAGCUGAUCGCCCGGUUGAACCGCUACCAUCUGAUCCGCGUCAACGGGACGCCGGCGUCGGGCAAGACCUCGAUGGCGCGGGUGCUGGCCAACGAGUUGCUCGCCCGCUUCCCGCAGACCCCCGUGUAUCUGCUGUGCGACUGGGAGUGGGACGACGUGCGGAUCGCGGGCGGCUGGGCGCGCUAUCUGCAGCAACAGCUGGGGACGCAUGGCCGUCGGCUCAUCACGCAUCCCGGCUUCUUGCUGUUGGAUGAGGCGCAGCAGACCUACUGGGACCCGCAGCUCUGGACGGACCUGUUCAAGUCCAUCACCGGCAGCAGUGCCAUGAAGAUCGUGGUGUUCACGUGCUAUGGCUCGACCGGCUCCGAGCCCGGGCGUGCGACGACGAUGCGAGAGCUCCCCGAGAAGACACCGAUGGUCUUUCAACCGCAUCAGCAGAUCUCGCUUCGGCCGGAGGAGACCGAGGAGACAUCCCCGCGCUGGAAGCCGUGGGGACACGCAGGCUUGCUGGUGUCCCUCGCCGACGCCCUGGAAUUGAUCCCGGAGAUUUAUGCUCUGAUCAGGAAACGCCAGCCACUCGACUGGACGACAGUCAGCCAGGGACUCUUUGGCGACUGCCGACGAUUGUUCGGCAUCAUUCAGCACCUCCCAUUUGCUCGGGGGUUGCCCAAACAACGAGUGGUGCAGCAAUCCGCUUACGCGAGUGUCUUCAAGAACGCUAUCGUGUACGAUGGGACUCUGGAGUCGAGCUAUGCUGACAGCCCGGAUCAACAGCGGGCUCUGCAGGCGAUCUGGAAGGAAGGACGGCUCCAUGCGAAGCUUGUGCUGGGAGAGACACGCUAUGUGUUUCCUACCCAGAUCCAUCGAUGGUCUUGUCAGUGCCUUUUCUUCCGCGACGACGCACCGGCCAAAGAACUGGCCUAUCGAUCCCCACUGGAGAUGGCUACCGAAGCCAUUCGCCAGUUCGACCCGCACCAGCUGUCGAAAACUGCGAGCACGCUGGAAGAUCAAUACCAGAAGGAGUUCUACCGCUGUCUCUUCCCGCUCCUCCUCGAGUACCAGAUCGCGAUGUCGCUGGAGUAUCUCAUCAAGAAAACGGCGGGUCUUCGGAGCGGCAGGAUCGACUUCCUGGUUGAGCAGAAGAAGUGGGGGUUGGAGCUGAUGCGCGACGGCGACCGGAUCACACAGCACAUGCGACGCUUCGAGGAAGACGGCCCGUACUUUGCGAUGAUCAGGGACGAGCUGAUGCGGGAUUACAUUGUGCUGAAUUUCACCCAGACCCGACCACGCAGGAGGUAUCCAGGAUACCGCAGCCACCUGUAUCAUGUGGUCUUCUCCGAGGACUGCCGUAACGUCCAGGUCCUGGACGCGUCGGAUCUGAGUGAAGUCGUUGCUUUUGUGCUGGGCGAGAACGCAAGUUUCUUCCCUUAG
Molecule: messenger RNA, 4752 nt
Organism: Aspergillus japonicus CBS 114.51
Lineage: Eukaryota; Fungi; Ascomycota; Eurotiomycetes; Eurotiales; Aspergillaceae
Product: IQ calmodulin-binding motif domain protein
Exons: 9
Coding region: 1-4752 (1583 amino acids)
Source: RefSeq, a predicted model, not a curated record